AUGUCUUCUUCUUCUUCUUCUUCUUACCACAUGGCGCUGCUAAUGGCGGUUCUGGUUUUCCUUCCGGCGGCGCGGUCGACGGUCCUGAUUCCGUCCGACAAGGCGCAAUUGGCGGCGUGGUUCGCGAAAGAGGUUGGGAUGUUCAGCACGCGCAAAGUGGCCCUCCACACGAUGGUGGCGAGCGCCGAGAAGCGCGCGAAGAUCAUCACGGUCAGGGCGGACGGGACGGGGCAGUUCAAGACCCUGACCGAGGCCAUUAACAGCAUCCCCACCAACAACCAGAAUCGGGUAAUCGUCUGCAUCGGCCCCGGCAACUACACCGAGAAGGUCAAGAUCGACCGGCUCAAGCCCUUCGUCACGCUCCACGGCGACCCCAUCAACAUGCCCACCUUGAUAUACGACGGCACCGCCCUCAAGUACGGCACCACCGACAGCGGCACCUUGAUCGUCGAAUCGGACUACUUCAGCGCCGUCAAUAUCAAAGUCGUCAACACGGCCCCGAGGCCCGACGGGAAGAUGAAGGAUGCGCAGGCGGUGGCGAUGGAUAUAUCGGGGGACUACGCCUCCUUCUACAAUUGUAGAUUCCAUGGAUUUCAGGACACCCUCCUCGACGACAAGGGCAGGCAUUUCUUCAAGGACUGCUACAUCGAGGGCACCGUCGAUUUCAUAUUCGGCGCCGGCCAAUCGCUCUACCUGAAUUCGGAGAUCCACGUGAUCCCAGGGGACAAAAUGGCGAUCAUCACGGCGCACUCUCGGUCGAAGCCCGACGAAGGCAGCGGGUACGUGUUCGCCCACUGCUCCAUCACGGGCAGCGGGGGCACGGCCUACCUGGGCAGGUCCUGGUUCGACUACUCUCGCGUCAUAUUCGCCUUCUGCGACAUGAGCGACGUCGUCAUCCCCGAGGGAUGGUCCAACAACAGACAGCCCGAAACUAACGGAACUGUGUACUUCGGAGAAUUCAACAACAGAGGCCCCGGCGCGGCCCUCAACAGCCGCGUCACAUUCUGUAAGAAGAUGACCGAAUCGGACUGCAACCAGUUCCUCAGCCUCUCUUACAUUGAGGCCGCCACCUGGCUCCUCCCUCCCGCCACCGUACAGCUGCCCGCCGCCCGUUAA
Molecule: messenger RNA, 1116 nt
Organism: Andrographis paniculata
Lineage: Eukaryota; Viridiplantae; Streptophyta; Magnoliopsida; Lamiales; Acanthaceae
Product: pectinesterase 1-like
Exons: 4
Coding region: 1-1116 (371 amino acids)
Biological process (GO): cell wall modification
Molecular function (GO): pectinesterase activity
Source: RefSeq, a predicted model, not a curated record